Sphenostylis stenocarpa is the source of this 1251-nucleotide messenger RNA. The record is from the annotation of a GenBank genome assembly. Lineage: Eukaryota; Viridiplantae; Streptophyta; Magnoliopsida; Fabales; Fabaceae.
AUGAUUUUAUCUAAGCAAUCUUCAGUUUCAAUUUCAACACUCCACACUUUAACAUUUUUUCUAUCCCUUCUCUUAGUAGAUUGCCAAAUCCUUGAGACCCCAUCACCACCACCACCCGAUUCAAUCCCACUAAUCCCUGACCUUUUAAACUUCUUAGACCAGAGGGUGGCUCUGGUCUUCCCCAUUGUUCAAACCUUCAAGAACACAAUAACCUCAGACCCUUUAGGAAUAACAACAACAUGGGUUGGUCCAAAUAUAUGCAACUACACAGGCUUCUACUGUGAUAACCCACCAGACAACCUCACUGCCACAACCAUUGCCUCAAUUGAUUUCAACGGCUUUCAACUGACCGCUCCAACACUUGAUGGCUUCAUCGACCAACUCCCUGACUUGGCUCUUUUCCAUGCAAACAGCAACAAAUUUUCGGGCACCGUAUCACCAAAAAUAGCAGGGCUCAAGUUCCUAUACGAACUUGAUUUAAGUAAUAACUUGUUCUCCGGGGUAUUCCCCACAUCGGUAAUCAACAUCCCCACCUUGUCCUUUUUGGACAUUAGGUACAACCUUUUCACUGGCACAGUGCCCCCACAAAUUUUCAUGCAAACAUUAGACGUUCUUUUCCUCAACAACAACAACUUCAUGCUCACACUGCCCAACAACCUAGGAGACACACCCGUCGUUUAUCUCACGUUGGCCAACAACAAAUUCACCGGCCCCAUUCCCCGCAGCAUUAGAAAAGCCUCGCCCACGUUGAUCGAAGUGCUGCUUUUGAACAACCUUCUGACGGGUUGUCUUCCCUACGAAAUCGGGUUCUUGGGAAACGUGACAUUGUUCGAUGUUGGUGGAAACCUCUUAACUGGGCCAAUACCUUGGUCCUUUGGGUGCUUGAAGAAAGUGGAGCAGCUGAACCUGUCAAACAACUUUUUGUAUGGACAGGUUCCGGAAGUGGUGUGUGCGCUGGGGAAUUUGGCGAAUCUUUCCUUGUCUUACAAUUAUUUUACGAAAGUGGGACCUUUGUGCAAGAGGCUGAUUCAAAGAGGGGUUCUUGAUGUGAGGAAGAACUGUAUUAUUGGUCUUCCGGAUCAGAGACCAGCGAAGGAGUGCAUGGCGUUUUUCUUAAUUCCGAGGUCUUGUUUGCACCCUGCGUCUUUUAAUAUGAUACCCUGUCAAAUUCAUUGGACGAAACCGCAAGAGAAAACUGAGAGGCAUUUGCUUUCAUAUUCUGCACUUUCCAGAAAUAGAGUGGUUUUCUGA